Molecule: messenger RNA, 1082 nt
Organism: Mizuhopecten yessoensis (Yesso scallop)
Lineage: Eukaryota; Metazoa; Mollusca; Bivalvia; Pectinida; Pectinidae
Product: ubiquitin thioesterase OTU1-like
Exons: 2
Coding region: 84-1010 (308 amino acids)
Biological process (GO): protein deubiquitination; endoplasmic reticulum unfolded protein response
Cellular component (GO): nucleus; cytosol
Molecular function (GO): cysteine-type deubiquitinase activity
Source: RefSeq, a predicted model, not a curated record
GACAAAGGAUGUGCACAUAUAUAUGUGACGUAGUAUGCACUUCCGGUUAAAGAAUACAGGAGUGGAACCGUUUAGCAGGAAACAUGGCUACCAAACCACUCCAGCUGCGCUGUACAUCUAAGUCUGGCCAGCAGGUUCUUACGGGUCUCACCCUCUCAUCCAGUGUGGGCGAAAUGAUGACCAAGAUAUCAGAACUGACCAAAGUAAAGAGGGACUGGAUAAAGAUUAGAACCGGUUAUCCUCCGAAAGUUGUUGAACUUUGUGAUGAAAACAAUUUAUUGACUUGUCUUCCAUUCAGGUCCGGAGACACCAUCAUCGUAGAAGAGGACCAAAGUCUUGAACGUGAAAAUAAACAGAAGCGAAUUGAUAAUGUCAUUCAGACUCAGAGCCUACAGAAUCAAGGCAUGUUGAUGAGGAAAGUCGUACCCGCAAACAACUCUUGUCUAUUUACCAGCAUUUACUCCCUGAUGAAUGACGGAGAACUCGACUUAUCCUGUUCUCCCAUGAUGAGAGAGUUAAUAGCAGGUGUUGUUCUUAGUGAUCCUCAAACAUUCAACCAAGCAUUUCUUGGCAGGUCCAAUUCGGAUUAUUGCAAAUGGAUCAUGGAUAAGGAGUCUUGGGGUGGAGGUAUAGAAAUUGCUAUCCUGUCAAAAUAUUACGGUGUAGAAAUAGACGUUGUGGAUACUAAGAGUGGUAGAAUUGAUCGGUUUGGAGAAGAUCAAAAUUACCCGGAAAGAAUUCUAGUUAUAUACGAUGGGAUUCAUUAUGAUCCACUUGUAUUAGAACCACUUAUCCCCGGCGAAACAGUUACGACCAUCUUCUCGACAAAAGAAGCAUCAAUCCUCGCUCAAGCAAUGGAAAUAGCAGACGAAGCUAAAGCGUCGCGUCAAUUUACAGAUGUGUCGUCGUUUACACUGAAGUGUCUGAUCUGUCAAAAACAACUUACCGGCCAAACUGAUGCACAGCAACAUGCCAAAACCACAGGUCAUAUAAACUUUGGGGAGGUUUAAUUUUCAAAUCCAGUUUAAUAUAUAUUUUAAUUCAUAGUCCAUGAUUAUAAUGAUAUUACUUAAGAAUCUCUA